Molecule: messenger RNA, 2427 nt
Organism: Aspergillus alliaceus
Lineage: Eukaryota; Fungi; Ascomycota; Eurotiomycetes; Eurotiales; Aspergillaceae
Product: DNA-dependent ATPase RAD54
Exons: 5
Coding region: 1-2427 (808 amino acids)
Biological process (GO): reciprocal meiotic recombination; double-strand break repair via synthesis-dependent strand annealing
Cellular component (GO): nucleus
Molecular function (GO): hydrolase activity, acting on acid anhydrides; ATP binding; ATP-dependent chromatin remodeler activity
Source: RefSeq, a predicted model, not a curated record
AUGGCCCCGCUAAGGUAUCGACCACGAACGAGUGCAAAAGAGAAUGGCGGCCUUCAGACCCCGUCGUCCAAACCUAUUGAUCGUCUGUCCAAGCCGUUUAGAUGCCCUGGAUCUGCUACACCCACACGAACAUCGGAUAAACCAGCGAGAAAACGAAGAAAAGUGAAUUAUGCCGGGGCUGAUGAGUCUGUGGAUGAUAACAGUGAAAAACCAUACACCAACGAGGAUCGUCUAGCACUCGCCACUAGAGAUGUGAAUAGAUUCCCUGUAUUCAAACCAAAAGAUAAAGAGGCGGCAUUCAGACAACAAUUCAAGAUACCAUUGAUCAACAAGACUGGCGACAGCUACAAUGGCUCUAGAUCGGCACCAACGCUGGGGAUGAGACAAGGUGCUACAUUCGUUGUGAAGCCUCUGCACGAUCCUAGUGGAGAAUUUGCAAUAGUGCUGUAUGAUCCGACUGUUGAUGACGUCGAUGAGAAUACUGAAGCAGAGUCAUUAGAAGAUGGGAAAACGGAAGAGCAGCAGCCCAAGUUAGAUGCCCCCCUUGUGCACAAGAGCUUAGCGGAUAUACUUGGCCUCAAGAAGGAGGUUGAGUCUCGUCCCAAGGUCCCGGUUGUGAUAGAUCCGAGGUUGGCAAAGGUCCUACGCCCGCACCAAAUCGAAGGUGUAAAGUUUUUGUAUCGUUGUACAACCGGUAUGAUCGAUAAGAACGCGCAUGGCUGUAUAAUGGCGGAUGGAAUGGGUCUGGGGAAAACGCUACAAUGCAUCUCAUUGAUGUGGACACUGCUCAAACAGUCUCCAGAGGCAGGAAAGACGCUUAUUCAAAAAUGUAUCAUUGCCUGCCCCUCAAGUUUGGUUGGCAACUGGGCCAAUGAGCUUGUGAAAUGGCUGGGCAAAGAUGCCAUCAUUCCCUUUGCUGUGGAUGGCAAAGCUUCUAAGGCGGAGCUCACAUCUCAGAUCAAGCAAUGGGCGAUCGCUUCGGGUCGCGCCGUUGUUCGGCCUGUGCUUAUUGUAUCCUACGAAACGCUCAGGAUGUAUGUCGAGACAUUGAAGGAUAAUCCAAUUGGGCUACUUCUAUGCGAUGAAGGCCAUCGACUCAAGAACAAGGACAGCUUAACAUGGACUGCACUUAAUAGUCUGAAUGUGCAACGUCGUGUUAUCUUAUCUGGGACUCCUAUCCAAAACGAUCUUUCUGAAUAUUUCGCCUUGCUCAACUUUGCCAACCCAGAUUUACUAGGGUCCCAGAAUGAAUUUCGGAAAAGGUUCGAGCUGCCCAUUCUCAGGGGUAGAGAUGCUGCAGGAACAGACGAAGACAAGAAGAAAGGCGAUGAACGUUUAGCUGAACUCUCGACCAUCGUCAACAAGUUCAUUAUCCGCCGAACAAACGACAUACUGACGAAGUAUUUGCCAGUCAAGUACGAGCACGUUGUUUUUUGCAACAUGUCUCAGUUUCAGCUUGGAUUAUAUAACCAUUUCAUUCAGAGCCCAGAGAUUAGGAGCUUGCUCAAGGGCAAGGGCAGUCAGCCUCUCAAGGCAAUUGGCCUUUUGAAAAAGCUUUGUAAUCACCCAGACCUUCUCAACCUUUCCACAGAUCUUCCCGGGUGCGAAUACACUUUCCCAGAGGACUACGUGCCGCCCGAGGCAAGAGGGCGUGACCGCGAUAUCAAAUCUUGGUAUUCGGGGAAAAUGAUGGUUUUGGACCGAAUGCUAGCACGCAUACGUCAAGAUACAAACGACAAGAUUGUGCUUAUUAGCAAUUAUACACAAACACUUGAUCUGUUCGAGAAGCUAUGCAGGUCAAGGGGGUAUGGCUCAUUGAGACUGGACGGCACCAUGAACGUGAAUAAGCGAUCAAAGCUAGUCGACAAGUUUAACAAUCCAGAUGGGGAAGAAUUUGUGUUUCUUCUCAGCAGCAAGGCUGGAGGCUGCGGUCUGAAUCUGAUAGGCGCGAAUCGCCUUGUGCUGUUCGACCCAGAUUGGAAUCCAGCUGCUGACCAACAAGCAUUAGCACGAGUUUGGCGUGACGGUCAGAAGAAAGAUUGUUUCGUUUAUCGUUUCAUCGCGACUGGUUCCAUCGAAGAGAAAAUUUUCCAACGUCAGUCUCAUAAGCAAUCACUCUCCUCAUGUGUCGUGGACUCAGCGGAGGAUGUUGAGCGGCAUUUUUCUUUGGAAUCUUUGCGUGAGCUAUUCCAAUUCAAACCGGAAACUCGAAGUGAUACCCAUGACACUUUUAAAUGCAAGAGAUGCAGACCCGAUGGGACACAGUUUAUCAAGGCGCAAGCUAUGUUGUACGGCGACACCAGUACCUGGAAUCACUUUGUUAAUGAUGGCGAAAAGGGUGCCCUCAGCAAGAUCCAGGACCUGCUGAUACGCCAGGAAACCGGGGAGACAGAUGUUUCCGCGGUAUUCCAGUACAUAAGCCACUAA